AUGGUCAAUGGAGGAGGGCCUGAGACCUUAGUCCAGACCAAGACGCCUCACAGAAAGCAGCUACUGGUCUCCAACAGCCAGACCGGGCUGAGUGGGCAUUUGGCCUUCUCCUGCUUGACUCCUUGGCCUGUCCUUGCAGAGCAUCAGCUGCGUCGGGUGGAGCGUCUGCUGCUGGUGACCGACGAGCAGGGUGCCAUCCUGGGCUUCGACUUCCAGCUGUCGGGGGCUCCAGAGGCAGCUGGACAGGGCUCUCCCGCCGGACCUCGCCCAGGCCCUUGGUCCCUGGAGCUGCGAGCCUUCACACUCCUCUGCCAGAGCAUGUCCUGCCCACUGGGCGCUGGGGAGCCACGCCGUCCAAAGCUCCUGGCCGUUGGGGACGCCGCCUUGCACAAGACCCUAGAGCCGCUGGUCGCCCGACUGGGGAUCAGGAUGAGCCGGACCCCGAUGCGCGGCUGGGGACCCAAGCCCUCCUUCUCCUUCCCCACAACACGCGUCCGCGCCUGCCAUGUCUGCAAGCGGCACAGCUUCGAGGGGCCUCUCACCCCCUGCCAGCACUGCAAGGCCGUCCUCUAUUGUUCAGAGCGGUGCCGGAAGCUGGACUGGAUGCGGAGCCCCGAGGAUAUUGGCCACCAGUUCUGGUGCCAGCGAAUGGCCGGCUACAUGGCCCACGCCCGGGACCUGGCUAGCCUCCCCUUCACUUUUGCCGCAGAGGCAACGAGUGAGACCUUCAACAAGGAGGCCUUCCUGGUGACCCGGGGACUGACCCGCGGCUACUGGGCUGGAGAGAGCAUGCUGGUCCGGGCGCCCGACUAUGGCCUCGGCCUCCAGGGGGGACCCCAGCGGACACCCCCAUUCCCCAAGAGCGGGAACCCCUUUGAGGCUCUGCGGCCAGAAGGAGGAACUGCACUGCCCCCGGCCCCCCCCAGAGCCCCCCACCCCUCGGACCUUCUUCACCCCCCUCCCUGCUGUCUGAACCCCAAUUCUCCAUCUCCUCCCCCUCCCCACAUCCCUCUGACAGGCUCAUGGAAGGAGUACUACCAGUGGCGGGGGCUGCCCCUUGGAGCCCCUCUGGCGGUCAUUCUCAGCUACCCGCUGACCAUGUACUACAUCAUCACCCAGCUGGCCCCACAGCACUUUCCGGAGCUGAACAUCCUGAACAAACAAUCCCUCAAGAUCCAUGUGGUGGAAACUGGCAAGGAAUUUGGGGUGCUGAUGGCCUUCUGGGAGCUGUCGGUGUUGCUGCCCCACGUCUCCCUGGAGCUUCUCUUUGUGGGGGACACUUUGCCCCCCGAGUUGGACGGCCAGCAGUUCCUUUUGCAGAGAGAUGAAGAACAAGGGGUCUCUGUCCAGCCUGGGCUGACCCCCAGGUCCAAAGGGGGCCGCCGUGAGCUGCAGUUGGGGUUCAGCGCUCGCCCCUAUCACCUCCUGCAAGCCCCCAAACCAGACCUGGUCAUCGGGUUCAACUCUGGAUUUGCCCUCAAGGAGACUUGGCUGAGUUCUCUC
This is a messenger RNA of Sceloporus undulatus (fence lizard), 1503 nucleotides long. It is a transcript of the gene ZMYND15, whose product is annotated as zinc finger MYND-type containing 15. Gene Ontology annotation, biological process: spermatid development; negative regulation of DNA-templated transcription. The record is from RefSeq and is a predicted model, not a curated record. NCBI's taxonomy places the organism in Eukaryota, Metazoa, Chordata, Lepidosauria, Squamata, Phrynosomatidae. The transcript is spliced from 11 exons. The annotation marks the transcript as partial. Gene Ontology annotation, molecular function: histone deacetylase binding.